Molecule: messenger RNA, 1223 nt
Organism: Perkinsus marinus ATCC 50983
Lineage: Eukaryota; Perkinsozoa; Perkinsida; Perkinsidae
Exons: 9
Coding region: 44-1171 (375 amino acids)
Source: RefSeq, a predicted model, not a curated record
UCUUUGAAGUAGCCUCUAUUUUAACAUCAUAUUUCUAUCGGGUAUGGCAACAGGUGAAGAGCCAAGAGAGCCAAAAGAUACUCGAGGUAAACAACGCAGGGAGCAGCUGAAGCGGCUGGGCAAAGCGAACAGUGAGCUCUCAGUACAGCUGCAGACAUCUAAAUUGGCUUUAGAAAAGAGCCAUAGGAGAAAUAGAAAGCUUUUGCUCAAGGUGAAGAAGGAUAAUCUCGAAUGCGCGAUAUUGCGUAAGAGAAUAUGCUCUCUUCGGCAACAACUAUCGAAGGAAAAAGGGCGAGCGGACGAUGCAGAGUCUAAGGUCUCAGAGCUUCAAUCACGGGUUACCGAAUUAGACGAAGAAAUCAAGUUGCAUUGGGAAGAAGCAAACGGAGAACGUAUGCACAGCUGCAACUUGAUGGACGACGUUGUGGAAUUAGAAAAAAGCGCUGUGGCGAAAGAUAAACAAGUGGCGGAUUUAGAAGCAAGGUUGCAGGCCUUGAACCAAUUUGAUACAACCUCGCCUAGACGAAAUACCGACGGUAGAUCUUCACAUUCGGAUUGGAAGGAGAAUCAUUCAGAGGAUGACUCGACCGAGAGCCACCUUCUCACCGGAGACGAUCAAUCAGAUUGCGAAUCGCGAGUAGCUAUUCCCGAUGAGGGAACGUAUAAGCCACCGACCAUGAAAGAGCACUAUCGACAGGUAAUGGCAUCAAAAACAGGAAGAAGGAAGAUUGGAUUGGAGGGGAAAAGAAAAAGCGAGGAAUCGGCAGCUUGUUCGUCUCGCGACGCUCGGGAAUCGUUAUCGAAUGAGGGAAUAGAGGCUCGUUCAACGGAUACAGGUGCCACGGCGAAGCGCAUUUCCUUACGAUCGAGCAGGACUUCGAAGGUAAAGGUUGAGCACGGCCGUUAUAGUUCGACGAAGCGUGCUCGAUCCUUAACCCUGUACUCGUCGCUAGAGGAAGACCUACCCUUUACUGCUUACCUCGAGCACGCUCCCUUCUGCAAAGGCACUCUGAAGGCUCACACAAGUACAACAAUAUCAAUCUCCGACAAUCGCCUGGUUAAUAAUCCGAAAUCUAAAUACAUUCGUAUAGAAGUGCAUAAAGACGGAGAACGUGGCCUUUACACAACAACUCACGCUCCAGCCCCAGGGCAGAGCUCAAGCUCUGACUAAUUUUCCUUUCAAGUUUAUUAGAUAUUUUCCGGUCCAUUGAGUUAAGUCCAUU